AUGACGAGUUUUAUUCCAUGUGUGAAAUGGGUAAAACAAGGUGUGUCGUUACAUCAAAAUACGAUAAAAUUAUCUCAACAGGAAUUAAAAGAACUAACAGAAACCAAACCCAAAGAAAAAGAGUUAAGUAAGAGUGACAAAAAAGACUAUGGUUUAGAAAAUUAUGACGAAGAAGAAAUGGAUAUGUCUGGAGCCAUGUCCAUUGGUGGUUUGGCCGUAUAUAACAAUAAUGAUUUUAAUGAUUCCGAUACCGACAGUGACAAGCUUGAUGAAAUACUCAAACCGGAUGACAACCUUGUAUUAGUAGGCAAUGUUAAGAAAACAGAGUGCUCUCUAGAAAUUUAUGUUUAUAAUGGCAAUGACAAAGAUUUUUACAUUCAUCACGACAUAAUUUUGAAACAUCCACCUCUAUGUUUGGAAUGGUUUGGAUCCAUUGGAAAUUUCUGUGCUUUGGGAUCCAUGUCUGCCAUGAUAGACGUUUGGGAUUUAGAUUUGAUUGGGUGUUUGGAACCCACAUUUAGAUUGGGUAGAAAAAAGAAAAAAAAUCCUGAAAAAAAUUAUGGUCAUACUGAUGCUAUCUUAGAUAUAUCGUGGAAUGAACAUCUACCUCAUAUACUUGCCAGUGGUUCAGUAGAUGAGACUACCUUACUUUGGGAUUUAGAAACAAAUGAACCUCAUACAAGAAUGGAAAAUUUUGGAGAUCACGUUCAAACACUUAAAUGGCAUCCAUUUGAAUCACAGACGCUUGCAGUUGGUUCUUCAGAUUUUUAUGUUUAUGAUUGUCGCACUUAUGAUACAUAUAAAAAUUGGAAUGUUAAAGGUAAAGUAGAAAGAGUUCAUUGGGAUCCGUCUAAUGGAUUCUUGUGUUACAUUGGUACUGAUAGAGGUCAACUAAUUUGCUAUGAUUGUCGAGCUGAUAAACCGCUGUGGAAGUAUAAAGGUCAUGAGAAUGAAGUCACUGGAAUUUAUGUUUGGGAGAAAUUUAUUGUUAGCUCUUCAACAGACGAAACCUUAAAAGUAUGGGAUAGAGAGAAUAAACACUUAAUUAAAAUUAGAGAAUUUUCUGGCGCUUUGCAUAGUUUAGAUGGAUGUACUGAUAACCCAUCUUUAGUGGCUGUUGGUGGAAGUGGUACUUCUAAGUUUCAAUUAUUCGAUAUUAAUGAUUUUAGUUUAAAAACAUGUUAA
Messenger RNA from Macrosiphum euphorbiae (potato aphid), 1185 nucleotides. NCBI's taxonomy places the organism in Eukaryota, Metazoa, Arthropoda, Insecta, Hemiptera, Aphididae. The record is from the annotation of a GenBank genome assembly.